Messenger RNA from Spea bombifrons (plains spadefoot toad), 3703 nucleotides. RefSeq names its product ubinuclein 1 (gene UBN1). The transcript has 18 exons. The coding region runs from base 301 to 3480 and encodes 1059 amino acids. Gene Ontology annotation, cellular component: nucleus. The record is from RefSeq and is a predicted model, not a curated record. Lineage: Eukaryota; Metazoa; Chordata; Amphibia; Anura; Pelobatidae.
GCGCCGCUCAACGGCCAGUGAACGGUGCCGGCGGAGCGGAGAUCCCUACUGACGCCCCGGGAGCGAUGCAUCUGGUAUGGAGAGGGAAUGUCACAUGCGCGCCUUCCCAUAAAGCCGUGGGGUAGACACGUAACAUGCGCUGAUUUCAUACCGUCUGAGAUCUCUCCAACCCAACCGGAACCGGCCGACGACGUGUCUAGAUAAGCGUGAUUUACUGACCUGGAACCCGCGUCCCACCCUGCGUCAAUGGGACCCCCGUGCUAAGGUUUCAUACGCUCUUUGUGUGGGGUGGGGGGGAGAAUGGCAGAGCCCCGGCGGGUACAGCUGGCCUGUCUCUCGCCAAGCGGCCCUCCGCAUCCUCCGGUUCCAAUGAGACCCCGGAGCGAAGAGAAGGAAUCGGAGACGCCGGCCACCAUCCGCCUGGAUCUGAAGCUUUUUGAACCGGAUCAGAAAAAAUGCCCCGAAUUCUGCUAUCCCGAGCUGAUCAGGAAAGCGAAGGCCGCCAGCAAGAAGAGAUCGUCCUCUGAGAAGAAGAAGACGGUAAAUCCUUUCAACGAUGAAGAGGCCGAGAAGAAGGAGGUGGCGGACAUAGCCCAGAGGUUUGAGGAGAAAUACGGGAACAAGAAGAGGCGCAGAGACCGCAUGCAGGACCUGAUCGAUAUGGGCUACGGAUACGACGAGUCCGACUCCUUCAUAGACAACUCCGAGGCGUACGACGAGCUUGUUCCCGCGUCUCUGAGCACCAAGUUCGGAGGCUUUUACAUCAACACUGGAACUCUGCAGUUCAGGCAGGCGUCCGAAUCGGAGGACGAGGGGGUCAAAGAAAAGAAGAAGUCGUCGCCCAAGAAAAUGAAGGAAAGAGGAGAAAAACUGAAGAAGAAGAAAAGAGACGAGGAGAAAAAAUCCAAGAAAUCCAAAUAUCCAAAGAGCGGGUUCACGGCGCUGAAUGGCACUAAAGAGAAGAAAAAGAAGAGUUCUAUAAACCUGACCGAUAUGCUGGCCAGAUUCCAGAAGGAGAAGGAAGCUCAGAAAGUUAAAUCCGCCGCUCCCCCCGUGGCACCUACUCUGAAGCCGUCCGCACAGAUACCACCCACCCCCCCGCAGGAGGCCGAGCCGGCCCCGGACCCUCUUCUCUCUGCCCUGGUGUCUGAGACCGAGCUGCUGCAAGCGGCCAGCGCCAUCGAGUCCCUGAGCGAGAAGGAUCUGGAUCAGUUAGUCCCGAACCCGCCGGAUAAACCGGACGCGGCCCCGAAAGCUCCGGCAGCCGCGGAGGAGUUUAAAAAGCCCCCGUCCCUCCCAGAUGGGCUGCCUUCCUCGCUGGAGAAACGGAUCAAGGAGCUAACCAAGGCUGUCAGAGUGUCCGAGGGGGACAAGAAAACGAUCCCGUUUACCCAGGACAUGAACAGAGCGCUUCUCGACAUCUACCUGUUGUCCCGGGAUCUGCCCUCGGCGCUGCAUUCUGCCGUGUUUACCCACCUCUCCUCCGUCCUGCCCUGUAACAAGGACACGUUGGUGAAAUGGGCGAGUCGGCUCUAUUUGCACAGACAGGGCAGCCCUCUAUGGGAACCUCUGAAGAAGCUGAAGGACGCCAUCGCCAAAGCCAUGCCGGAGCAGAUCAACAAGUACCACGAAGAGUGCAAAGUCCACAACCAGUCCAAGUACGCCAAGAUGCUUGAAGAGGAGAAGGAGAAAGAGCAGAGGGCAGGUUCAGAGGAGGAGGAGGAGGAAGAAAAGAGCAACAAGAAGUCGGCCAGCCCCAGAAAAAAGUUCCAGUGGAACGAGGAGAUCCGGCAGCUCCUGUGCCAGCUGUUCCGGAUGAAGGUGGAGAUGUUUGAGUCGGAGGGAAGCAGCCUGCUCAGCCUGGAGGAUUAUCUCAAAUCCUUCCUGGACGUCGAGGUGAAGCCUCUGUGGCCCCGGGGCUGGAUGCAGGCACGGACGCUCUUUAAAGAGACUCGGCGUGUCUACCCGCAGCUCUCCUCCAUCAUAGCGAAGAACAGAGCGCUGGUCUCACCAAAGCCCAAAGCAAAGGAACCUUCCAGCAAGCACGACAAGAAGUCCGCGUCGCCCCAAUCGGAGAACGCGGCUGGAACCGCAUCUGCCUCCGCCAAGGAGCAUCCGGCGCCGUCCUCCACGGCCUCGCCGUCGCAGCCGGCAGCCUCACCCUUUCAGACGUACGCCCAGGACAACUCUCUGGACGGGGACCUUAUCCACAACCCGCCUUCGCUGGACGGUGUGUCAGAACACCUGACGGCGCUCUCUAACCGCUCUGCGGGUCUCGACGUUUCCACCUCCAAACUGGGGACCUCUGAGAAAAACAUGGCGGUGGAGGAAAAGAGAAAGUCGUGCCCUCCCCUUCCUUCUCCGUCGGUCCCCACCGUCGCCCCACAGCCCCCGCGCGGGUAUCUGGUUGAGCAGUCUCUGCACUUGGGACCUGAGAAGAAGUUGAUGUCCGCUGGUCACAACCCCCGGCCGCCUUCUUCUGAAAGCCACCAGGGGAAGCUCAAACAGCAUCUCCAUCACGGGGCGGUAAAGUCUUCUCAGCUCAACGCGUCCUUGCAGCCCUCGGUGAAACUUUUCCAAAUAACGAACCAGCACAGCAAGGGGAGCCUCUCGCAUCCCGGCCAUGGCGGAAACCCUAGAGGUUCUGCCCCUUCCCCUCCGCAGCGGCCCACCACGCAGCAGACCAAGCCCUCCAAACCCCAGGCAUUUCACUCCGCGUCGUCCUCCGCCAGCAGCGCUCACAAGACUAUCAUCUCUCCGGGCUUUGUGGGCAAACACCCGGCCGGCGGCUCCAACCAGCAAGUAUACCGACCCCCGGUGCAUAGACACCCGGUUCCCACUGGCGGAAACUCGGGGGGCACGGGGGGGCAGAACGCAAGUGCUUCAGCCUCUCCAAGCCCAUCUUCUUCGACCCUCCCGCGCGGUUCUACGGUCCCUGUCAAGAAACCUACGUUGCCCCCUCAAAAGCUGACCUUGGUGGCGCCGCAGGACACCGGAGGGGGCACCCAGGGCGUUGCCAAAUUGCUGACCUCUUCAAUGGUGGCCGGAGUAGGAGGAAACGCUGCUUCUCCCGCUAACAUCGCUUCGGCAAAAAGCAGCGUAGGCUCCGGGCUCCUCGCGCCGGGCCAGUCGCUGACCGUCCUGACUCCAUCGUACAAACCAAGCAGCGGGAAGCUCCCGACGCCGACCUCCCUGGGGAUCCUCUCGCCCAUCCACACCUUUCCACUCCACGUCAUCUCCUUCACCGCGGAUCCUGUGCCAAAAGCCGCGGCCUCGAGCGACGCCAUCGUUACCGGGCCGGCCCCCGGGACGUUUCACCACGGGCUAUCGCGCAAUCUUUUAGGUGGUUUACAUCCAGCCACAAAGCAUCACCCCGCGUCUGUCCCGCACUCAGGCCUCCCGGCGCAUGUCCAGCCGGGCCAGACAGAUGGCGCGCACCUCCACGGGAAGGGGCCCUCGGGUCCUCAGAGAAAGCUUUAAUCUGUCGACCUCCCCCUGGAAUAUGGGUCACGGCGCCAACGACUUUAAAAGCACUUGCACGAGAAUGCUCCCCGCGGCACGACGAAAAGCACUUGUUCUGUGUAUGGCAGGAGUGGCUUGCUGAGGAUGAUGGGAGUUGUAGUCCACGCUGUUGACUCCCAGCCGCGGGGCUAUCCCUGCUGUACAGCUUGCUGCAGUUAUUUUUUUUUUAUACUGUUUUAAU